AUGGCCCGGUCUUUACCAGCGCUUUCCUGUAUCCUGGAAGUGGAGCGGAAAUUUCGAUCGCUCGCGGUGCAGGAAUUGACCGCACACCAAGGAAGCCCUUCUUUCCGAAGCGUACGUUCUCUCGGACAGCGAACCCUACAUGACGUGUACUAUGACCAAUCGAGUCUCUUGUCUUCUGCGGGUGUCUGGGUCAGGCAACGGAAUGGACAGUGGGAGGCAAAGAUCAAAAUGGGCGGCGACUUCACGAACUCCAAAUUUGAGGAAAUUACUGGCCAUCGCGACAUCUCUCGAUGCGUUAAAGAAAUAAUCGGCGGCAAAUGCAUAGAAGAGGGGCGGCAAUUUGGACUGGUACAGACAGCAGCGUUCGUCACUACAAGAAAAGCUUGGAUAGCGGAUGAUGAGUUUCAAAUUGUACUGGAUACUACAGAUUUUGGCCAUACUGUUGGCGAAGUGGAACUUCAACAGCAGGUAAGCCUUACGAGGGAGAGGGAGAUGUGUCUUGAGCAAGAGAGGCAGAGAAUUUUGCAAAAGAUGGACGAUAGAAUUGCAGCAUUUAUGACACACUACGCGUGGGCAUUUUGUCCUGGAGCGCCGAAAGGGAAAUUGACAGCCUAUUUUGAGCGCGAGACCUACCAAUCCAUGAGCGAAUCGACCCGAAGGCCAAGUAAACCAUGA
Molecule: messenger RNA, 675 nt
Organism: Parastagonospora nodorum SN15
Lineage: Eukaryota; Fungi; Ascomycota; Dothideomycetes; Pleosporales; Phaeosphaeriaceae
Exons: 1
Coding region: 1-675 (224 amino acids)
Biological process (GO): dephosphorylation; thiamine diphosphate metabolic process; thiamine metabolic process
Molecular function (GO): magnesium ion binding; thiamine triphosphate phosphatase activity
Source: RefSeq, a predicted model, not a curated record